Messenger RNA from Alligator mississippiensis (American alligator), 6745 nucleotides. It is a transcript of the gene TGFBR3, whose product is annotated as transforming growth factor beta receptor 3. NCBI's taxonomy places the organism in Eukaryota, Metazoa, Chordata, Crocodylia, Alligatoridae. The record is from RefSeq and is a predicted model, not a curated record. The coding region runs from base 413 to 3070 and encodes 885 amino acids. The transcript has 20 exons.
CGGGGGAGCGCGGACUCGGGGCGGGAGCGCUGCCGCGGCGGUCCUGGCGCGCCCUGCGACCCGGGGGUAGGGGCUCCCGGCUCGGCUCCGCCGCCUGCUGCAGCCGGGCCCGGCCCAUGGCGUAGCCGCGGCGCUGCAGUCCUGCCGCGCACGGAAAGUUGCUGCCGCUUCCUCCGACUGACCCGCGCGGAGGGGCCUGAAUCCAGCGCGGCCUGGCACAGGCACAUAUUUUACAAAUCUCCUUCAGACAAAUGAAGUGAGGACCACAAGCUGCAUAGUCAUUCUGCUGAUGGCCAUUAGAAUUCUGGAAGACUUGAUUGCAAAGUAUAUUCCACUGGUUUUCAAAGGAAGUACAUCUACAUGAAGAACAACAAAGGAAGCUGAUUUUUUUUAGAAAAUAGCGUUUGCAAAAAUGACUUCAAGUUGUAUGACUCCAGUAUUUGCUUUAAUGAUUUUGUAUUUAGCCGCUGCAGGUCCUGUGCCAAGGAAUGAAUGUACCCUAUCACCUGUUAAUAGUUCCCACCCGGUUCACGCCCUGCUGGAAAGCUUUACUGUCCUAUCUGGCUGUGCAAGCAGAGGCACGACAGGUCUGCCCCAGGAGGUGCAUAUCCUCAAUCUCCGAAACCCUGAAGAAGAUCUUGGCUAUCGUGAAAGAGAGGUCACAUUGCAUUUGAAUCCUAUUUCAUCAGUGCACAUUCAUCAAAAGCCUCUGGUGUUCCUUCUUAACUCUCCCCUGCCCCUGACCUGGAAGAUAAAACCAGAAAGACUAGCAUCUGGAAUCCGAAGAUUUUUCUUUGUAUCUGCAGGUUCCACUGUUCACUUUGAGAAAGGAAAUUUCUCCUUGUUAGCAGAAACAGAAGAAAAGCCUUUCCCUCAAGGAAAUGAACAUCUCUUACAGUGGGCCCAAAAGGAAUAUGGAGCAGUCACAUCUUUCACUGAACUCAAAAUAUCAAGAAACAUUUACAUCAAAGUGGGAGAAGAUCAAGUGUUUCCUCCCACAUGUAAUAUUGAAAAGAACUUUCUCUCUCUUAACUACCUUGCGGGCUAUCUUCAGCCAAAAAUGGCAGAAGGAUGCCUUUUGUCUAAUACAGGCCAAGAAAGAGAGAUUCAUAUUAUUGAAUUAAUCACUCCAAAUUCCAAUCCAUACAGUGCUUUCCAGGUGGAUAUAAUCAUUGACAUUAGACCAUCUCAACCAGAGGCCAAGCUUGUCAGGGACCUCAUACUUAUCCUCAAGUGUAAAAAGUCUGUCAAUUGGGUUAUCAAGUCACAUGAUGUGCAGGGAAAACUGGAAGUGAUUGCACCUAAUAGCAUUGGCUUUGGAAAAGAUUCUGAACGAUCCAUGACUAUGAGUAAAUUAGUAAUACCUGAUAUUCCCUCAUCUCAUGAGAGUUUGAUUAAGUGGGCUCAUGACCGUGGCUAUAGCCCAGUUAUCUCCUAUACAAAAGCCCCUGUGGCUAACAGAUUCCAUCUACGACUUGAAGACACUGAAGAGAUGAAUGAUGGAGAAGGCCAUUUUCUUUCCCCAGAGCCAACAGAACUCCUAGAUACUAAACCUCUGCCGGCUCCGAACAACCCUUUAUUUAACGAUGGCCUUGGUUUUCCCUUUCACAUUAACAAAGGAAGAUAUGACAAGGUGGAAGAAGGCAUCUCCCCAGCAAGGGAUGCAAUGGAUGCAAUACUAAAACGUGACUUUGAGCAACUGUUUCAAAAGGCCAAAGAACCUGAAGAAGUACAGGGAAGCAUCAAUGUAGCCCUGUCGGUGAAAUGUGAUGACAAAAUGAUGACUGUAGUUGUAGAAAAGGAGUCUCUGCAGGCAAAUGGCUACAUGGAGACAGAGCUUUCACUUCUGGAUCCUUCCUGUAAAGCUAAGAUGAAUGGUACCCACUUCAUUUUGGAAUCGGCACUGCAUAGCUGUGGGACACGGCAGAUAGUCUAUCCCUUGGAUAACAUUGUUUAUUUAAACUCUAUUGUUAUUCAGCUGUCAGCAUCAGUUGAAGGCAGCGGUUGGAUGUCUGAUGACGACGACAUGGAAUCGGGUGAUAAUGGAUUUCCAGGGGAUGCUGAUGAGGGGAUGCUGAUGUUUCCAAGCAGGCCUGAAAUAGUUGUGUUUAAUUGCACACUGCACCAGGCAGAGGGUGGCAAAGCCUCUCUUAAUCCUCCCAUAUUCUGGCCUUCUGAACCGCGUAUCACCAAUGUGACCUUCAACAUGGAGCUUUAUAAGACAGAUCUCUUCCUGGCUCCCUGCCAAGGACUCUUCUCUGUUGCUGAGAACGGACAGAUUUACGUUGAGGUUUCUGUGACUAAAGCUGAUAGAGCCCUGGGUUUUGCAAUCCAAACAUGCUUUAUUUCUCCAUAUUCAAACCCGGAUAGGAUGUCUGACUACACCAUCAUAGAAAAUAUUUGUCCUAAAGAUGAAUCUGUUAAAUUCUACAAUGAACAGAAGGUGAAUCGUCCUAUACCACAAGUGCAGACAGACAAAAAGAGGUUUAGCUUUGUGUUUAAGCCAAUAUUUAAUAUUUCACUACUGUUUCUUCACUGCGAGCUGACAUUAUGUACAAAUAAAGAGAAAGAUACCCAAGGACUGCCUAAGUGCAUUCCUCCUGAUGAAGCCUGCACCUCUCUCAAUGUUAAUAUGAUCUUGGCCAUGAUGCAGAAUAAGAAGACGUUUACCAAACCCCUUGCUGUAAUACCCCAUGAAGAGAAACCAAAAGGCCCACUCCCUUCCAAUCCCAAAGUGAGUGGACCACAGCCACCUGUUUUCUAUGGCCUGGACACUCUGACUGUUGUGGGCAUCGCCUUUGCAGCAUUUGUGAUUGGAGCACUGCUGACAGGAGCAUUGUGGUUUAUCUACUCACAUACAGGUUCCCACCUCAGUACGGUGCACAGAAUGGACAUACAAGGAGCAGACAGAAUUAAGGAGAAACGGCAGGAAGACAGCAGGUCCCCACAUCCCCACCAGCCUCUGAAAACAGCAGUGCAGCACAUAGUAUUGGCAGCACACAAAGCACCCCCUGUUCCAGCAGCAGUACAGCCUAACCCAGGGGGAGUAGAAGGCCAAGGGGCAGCAUAGGAGGGCAGAGGUUCAAAGGAACUGUUUGUUGACACUAGCUUUCCAACAUUGAAAGGAUUAAUUUGGUUUCUUUUGAAAAAUUAGGAGGGAUUUCUCUAUAGAAGAAAAUCACCUGAUUUUCUGGAUAAAUAGAGUCUUUGGACCUUUCUACAACACAUUAUGCUACAUGUGACAAAGCUACUAGUUUUACAGUACUGCAGCCUGUUAAAAGCGUCUGCAGGCUCUCAAUGUGAAAUACAUGCCAGUUUGAAAAAUGCUGCUUUGUCUAUAAAAAAAUAAAAAAUAAAAAAAAAAAUAAAAAGUUUGAAUUCCUAAACCUUCUCACUGACACAAGGUGUUUUCAAAGGGAUUUCAACAAUAGGAGGAGAAAGGAGAUUUUAGGUCAGGACAAGAAAGUUUCAAGCUCAGAUCUGUUUGGUUAAAACAUUUUAUUACUUCAGCUACAUUUAUCCACUUCCAAGCAGCCUCUCAUUUUGCUGAGCUUGACAUGCUACAGCCUAUUAACCGCUUUCAUGCCGUAUGUGCAGCUUCAGGUUUGUGUUUCAGGUGUUUGUUUAAUAUGUGUUACUUUUCUAAUACACCCUAAAGCAACAUUCCCUUUCUUGUUCGCUGGGCCAAACCGGUCUACAAUUUUUUUUAUCCAUUCUAUCCAUACACACACAUACAAAUACUAAAGAAAAAUAAUGUCCUAAUGCACUAAUGUAAAUGUGUGUGUAUGUGCAAUGUCUUAAAGCAACUGUCUGUAUACUAAAGUAUACAGGAUCUUUCUUAACCUAGCAUGGCUAUUUUUUAGAUUGGGAAAAUUAAUCUCAGUGUGUCCCACUCUACCCAUGAAAAUGUUUUUAAAUAUUUAUAACUGGCUUUUUAGGUGUUAUACAUUUCAAGAUUUAUUUACAUAAAAGCGUAUAAAAAAAUAAGAGGCUAGGUUCUGUAUUCUUUUUGGCUCACAUUUCCAUUAACACCACUGAUUGUUUUGAACACACAAAGAACACAUUUGAGCCAACUCUUUGUGUACAUGCAUACAAACAAAACUACUUUUUUAAGAUGACAGUCCACAGUGGUUUGUGUCAAACUGCUAAUUAGUAAUAUGAACAUUGCAAUUGGAUAUUCCCAAAGUAGCACUGGAAUGUGAAAAGGACAAACAGGUACUAAUUUUCACAGUGUGUUUUUAGUGUCAUUGCCAUACCCUAGCCUUAAAAUAGAUGCCAGAUUAAAAGAAAGAUUUAAUGUGAAAUUCUUUGACAAAUAUGGUGUCAUUUGCAACUGUCAUAUGUUCUACUGAUUCCUCCACAGAUAAAAAAUUGAAUGCUAUCCUCCUUUCGGAGGAUAUGAGUAACUGCCACUAACUUCAGUGGGGGCUACUGGUGUCUGUCAGUAGGAGAGUAGGAUGCUACUGCAGGUACCAGGUUUCUAUUGCUAAGUCUACACUUAUGCCUUGUAUACAAUUCAUGUGCCAAUGAAUGGUCAUCCUGUAGAAUAAGUACAAAAUGUGCAAUAGAGAGAAACGCUCAGGAUCCGAUAGCAAAAUUUUGUCCUUAACUUUUUUUUAAACACAUUUGGCCCUGAUCCUGCAAACUCUUUUGCCCAUGAGCCUCUGUGUGCACAUGGACCACUUCAAAGACUUAAGCAUGUGCUUAUCUUUACGUGGUAUGGGUGGUCUUGGCCUGGGUGUGAUGUUACAUAUAUGCAAAAAGGUUUUGCAAUAUCAAGUCCUUUGGAGGAGUCCUUUGGAGUUCAACCGGACCUUUAUUUAUCUGACUAAAGUGACUCAUGUGUAGAGUGUUUGCAGGAUUGGUUUUCUUCUGAGGUGUCAGGAGAACAAAUAUGCUACCUGUGUGUUUGCAAAUAAUGCGCUUUGCCUAAUCUUCAGCAGAAUGUAUUGUGUAAGCAUAUUCUAUAUGUAAAAUCUUUAAAGAUGUCUUCAAAGAAGACAAGAGUCUUUAAGUCAAUCAUAGCUAUAUUUUACUACAUUAAAUUUGUGUAUAAAGAUAUAUUUAAAUGUUUUAGAUAAAAGUAUGUUACUCUAUAUGAAACGUUUUAUUUCAGUUACUGUGAAUUUUACAUUUUUGUAAAUUCUUUUUCCUGUUUUAAUCCUUUCCUUCUCAGACUUUUUAAAGAAAGUAGAGAGUCUCAUAGGAAGUAUUAGAAAAUUCUGUUGUUGGGAUGGACAGGUUUAAAACCCCUUUGUGUAAGAUAGCUAAUUGUAUAUUUCUGAGAAAGAAACAUGCUGCAUUAUCAAUGACUUUAUCAAUAAUUUACUCUAAUUUUAAAAUAAUUUACAGAUUUAUAUUUUAGACUGACAAACUAAAAAACCGCAAUGUAUAAAAAUGAGUAGCUGAUUUUUUUUUUUAGACUUGUAUUCAAGAUGCAGUUUAAAUUAAUGGACAGAUUUUGUACUUAAUGUUUAAUUAAGACUAUGUUGAGCAAUCUGAGCUAAUGAAAAGUUUCCACAGGUAGUUUUAGAGGACUGAACAGCCAUUUCUAUAACCAAAAUAAAAACAAAAAAAACCCCAAAAUAAAACAAAAACAAGCAAAAAAAUAAAAUCCUGGGGUUUUCCCAGUUAAUAGCUUUAUUAUAAGAAUGUACAGUACCUUGCAGCAACUGUUCAGACUGUUGCAAUUCAGAAUACAGCUACAAAUGUAAGCUCUACUUUUAUAACAACCAUUUGUAUUAACUAAAAUUUUCCUUAAAUGUAUUUGGUGUUGCAUAGCAUUUGAAUGUUUAACUGCAAAGCCACUGAUUCUUAUGUUCAUCAUGCACCUGAUCCUACCAUCCUUACUCAACAGGGUUAUACAUCUACCUUGUGCCAAGGACCAGCUCAAGACUUUUGUGCCACUUACACUCAUUAGGCCUUCAAAAUUGGGGCUUAUAAUGGACACAGUUGCUAUUGGACCUAUGCAUAGAGGUGAAUUUCCAAGUAAACCAGUUGAAUCCAAAGGGACUCCUUGUAUGGGAGGAUGGCAGGAUUGGGCUUUAACAGACGGUUUCUAACUGCAAACGCUAUUAUUGAAAUACUUAAAAGUAGGCUGCUUCUGUGUUUUAUACAUUAUCUAAUCACUAGCUUUAAUUGUUACAGUUUUUGGUGUUGGACAGCUGUUGUGUUACUGUUUGAAGAAGUCAGAACUUUCUGUGUUGGGCUAUUUCUGUAGCAUUUGCCAGAUGGAGGAGGGCUUUGCAAAAGGUCUCGAGAUGAUGAUGAUGAUGAUUGUAAAAUUAUUUUUUCCUUUUGUUUUGUGUAAUGUAUGUACCAACCCUUCUGUAAUGUAUAUCUACCUCAUGCUUCACAAAAAGAGUGUACUGCUGGUUUUGCCACCAGCACUUUCUGUGAGGUGACUAUUCUGCUCUGUUUUUUUUAGUCAAACAUGGGGGUGUUCAUGAAACCAGUUGACUUUUAGCUAUCAUGUUCCUACCGGUUCCAAAACCCAUCACUUUUAAUACUUAAAAACUGAAAAAAAACAUUAACCAAACCUUAUCCAGAUUUUUUUUCAAUCAACCAAUGGGAGAAAUGAACCCAUUAAUUCCUGUGGCCAGUUUGAACACCCCUUUCGUAUUCAAUUCUAUGUUCAGUAUUUCAGAAGACUUUUAGAAAUGCUUAGUUGUACAGUUUUGAUAACCACAAUGUCAUGUCAUCCUAGUGUCUGUGCAUAAUAAAAGUUAUACCAAUUAUUCAUAAA